AUGGCCAGCUUUCUCUUCCUUUUUCAAAUAUUCUUAGAGUUCUUAGGGUUAGGGUGCCUUGCAGCGGGCCUUGAAGCUGCAGGCGAGAAGAUGAAAGCAAAUCCAAGGUUUGAGCUAUCCUGUGACUUUGAGAACCACUACACUGUUCUUGAGCUUCCUUGUUCAGUGAUAGCGGCAGCAAUGUGGGUGGUGGAUAGGUUUAUUAACCCAGAAUGGGAAAUGAAUGGAUGGACCAUGGUCACUGCACUUGGAUUUGCACACAUUUUCUCG
This is a messenger RNA of Ilex paraguariensis (yerba mate), 270 nucleotides long. The record is from the annotation of a GenBank genome assembly. Lineage: Eukaryota; Viridiplantae; Streptophyta; Magnoliopsida; Aquifoliales; Aquifoliaceae.